Xiphophorus maculatus (southern platyfish) is the source of this 11172-nucleotide messenger RNA. RefSeq names its product adenylate cyclase 5 (gene adcy5). Gene Ontology annotation, molecular function: adenylate cyclase activity. The transcript is spliced from 21 exons. Gene Ontology annotation, biological process: cAMP biosynthetic process; adenylate cyclase-inhibiting G protein-coupled receptor signaling pathway; adenylate cyclase-activating G protein-coupled receptor signaling pathway. Lineage: Eukaryota; Metazoa; Chordata; Actinopteri; Cyprinodontiformes; Poeciliidae. Gene Ontology annotation, cellular component: plasma membrane. The record is from RefSeq and is a predicted model, not a curated record. Bases 1094 to 4729 code for a protein of 1211 amino acids.
UGAAUGAUCGUCGGAGCGACAAUCGGCGGCGGCGGGGAUCUGUCUGUUUGUGUGCGGGGUGGGGGAUUUGUUUGUGAUGCCACGCUCGGAACGGACACCGACGGCUCUCGCCGGAGGCUGCGGGAGCACGCCUUGAGCACCCGAAAGGCGCGGACGCUCCCUGUGAAAUGCUCGCCGCUGACCGGUUUGCGGAUCCACCACAGCCUGCAGCCGCCGGACACCUCGGCAGUGAGAGAUCGGAGCGGCGGUGAUGGACAGCUGUUGGUCAUCGACUGUGCGGCGUUAGCGGGCUGACGAUGAGCUGCUGGCGCGGCGACACACGCUGCGCCGUUGACCACGACUGCCAGAGGAGGAGGAGGAGGAGCGGCUGAGCUCUCUCCUCUUUGCUCCCCGUGUUGUGAGAUGAUGAUGAUGAUGAUGAUGCCUCAUUUUGGCCAAACGUGUGGCUCCCACUACCGUCAAGGCUGAAACGGGGUUUUUUUUGUUAGGUUUUUUUUUUGUGUGCAAAGGACAGGUGCAUGGAGAUCGUAGGUGCCAACAUGGGACCUUUCUUUGUUUCUUUUUUUUUUUGGUUUUGUUUCGAUGCUCAUCACAGGAGGCGACCACAGGAGAACAGGAAGCAGAUCGGCCGUAAUGGAUUCACCGUGUAACUGAUGGCGUUGCGCUAUGAUCUCCGGGGAUCUUCCGCGUUGUGUAAUGCAUUUAUUCCAUCUACAAGGUUGCGCUGCCGCGCAACCUCUCCACGGAUGAGCGCUAAUUGGGGCCCGAUGAUGUAGAGCCAAAUCCACCUGGAUCAAGCGCUGCUUCCCUCCUGUGACUUGUCAUGUUCAAUUGAUUUCCUUUUUUUUCUUUUUUUUACCCCGAAGGAUUUUUUUUUUGCCACUUUUUUCCUAAAUAUAUAUUUUUUCAGCAUUAAAUAUGUUUAGAUUGUCCCCAAAGAUGAACAGCUCACUUCAUAUGAGACAUUUAAACCGAGUCAACCUUGUGACUGGAUAGUCCCCUGACUUUUUUUAGCCCCCCUCCUCCCUCCAUUCACCCCGUCGGUGGAGCGAAACUUUUCCUGAGUGUCUGUUUAUCCGUUGCGUCCUCCACAAUGUCCAGAUCAAACAGCGUCAGCCCGCCCGGACUCGGUGCGCCCGGGCUGAGGGGAGGGACCGAGCACAGAUCAGCCUGGGGAGAGGCUGACUCUGUGGCCAACGGGUGCCCAUACUCAGCCAGAUCUCCGCGCAAGAAGCUCACCCGCACCAACAGCCGCUGGAGGCAGCAGCAGCAGCAGGGGGAGGAGGAGGCGGAGGAUGUCGAUCCGGAGCGCCGGCCUCCUCCAGGGCGAGCCUCCACGACCGUCAGCAGCAGGGUCAGCUUCAGGUCCCGCUCGGCCUGGCAGGACCAUGGCGAGGAGGAGAGCCGCGGCGACAGCAACCCCGCGUCCGCGAAGCGCGCCGACCUGGCCGAGGUGAGACCCAAGUCCGUGGAGCUGGGUCUGGAGGAGCGCCGAGCCAAAUCGCGGGGCGACAACUACAAGGGGGAGCGGGAGGAAGACGGGGUCAUGCCGGAGGUGAACGUUUCCCUGGUGGCGUGCUGCGUCAGCGUCAUGCGCGUCUUCAAGUCCAAGAAGUUCCAGUCGGAGAAGCUGGAGCGGCUCUACCAGCGCUACUUCUUCCGCCUCAACCAGAGCAGCCUGACGAUGCUGAUGGGGGUGCUGGUGCUGGUCUUCACCGUCAUGCUGGCCUUCCACUGCUCCGGAGCUCCGACGGUCACCUACGUGGUGGUGUUCUCCCUGGCCAUCUUCCUCACGCUGGUGCUCAUGGUGGUGUGCAACCGGAACGCGUUCCACCAGGACCACAUGUGGGUGGUGUGCUACGCCGUGAUCCUGCUGGUGAUCGUGAUCCAGGUGAUCGGCGUGCUGCUGGUGCAGCCCCGGAGCGCCUCGGAGGGGAUCUGGUGGACCGUGUUCUUCAUCCAUGUCAUCUACACGCUGCUGCCCGUCAGGAUGCGCGCCGCUGUCGUCACUGGAGUUAUUCUCUCCGCCAUCCACGUGGCCAUUUCUUGGAUGCUAAACGGAGUGGACAGCUUUCUGUGGAAACAGAUAGUCUCCAACAUCCUGGUCUUCUCCUGCUCAAACAUUGUAGGAGUGUGUACGCACUACCCGGCUGAGGGCUCCCAGAGGCAGGCCUUCCAGGAGACCAGGGAGUGCAUCCAGGCUCGCCUCCACUCCCAGAGGGAAAACCAGCAGCAGGAGCGCCUCUUACUCUCAGUACUUCCUCGUCAUGUUGCCAUGGAGAUGAAAGCUGACAUAAAUGCCAAGCAGGAGGACAUGAUGUUUCACAAGAUCUACAUCCAAAAGCACGACAACGUCAGCAUCCUGUUUGCUGACAUCGAGGGCUUCACCAGUCUGGCGUCACAGUGCACGGCACAGGAGUUGGUGAUGACGCUCAAUGAGCUUUUCGCCCGCUUUGACAAGUUGGCAGCGGAGAACCACUGUCUGCGGAUCAAGAUCCUGGGCGACUGCUACUACUGCGUGUCUGGGCUGCCAGAGGCCAGAGCCGAUCACGCCCACUGCUGUGUGGAGAUGGGGCUGGACAUGAUCGAGGCCAUCUCGCUCGUGCGGGAGGUGACCGGGGUGAACGUGAACAUGCGAGUCGGCAUCCACAGCGGCCGGGUGCACUGCGGGGUGCUGGGACUCAGGAAGUGGCAGUUCGACGUCUGGUCCAACGACGUCACGCUCGCAAAUCAGAUGGAAGCGGGAGGCCAGGCCGGGCGCAUACACAUCACGAAGGCCACCCUGAACUACCUGAACGGGGACUACGACGUGGAACCGGGAGCAGGAGGAGAGAGAAACGCCUACUUGAAGAGGAGCAACAUAGAAACCUACCUCAUUGUGGGCUGCAGUCAGAAAAGGAAAGAAGAAAAGGCGAUGAUUGCCAAAAUGAGUCGACAGAGGACCAACUCCGUCACCCACAACAGCAGCCACUGGGCUGACCGUGCCUUCCACAACCACAUCUCCAAGGAGAUGAAGAGGAUGGGCUUCGAGGAUCCCAAAGACAAGCAUUUUAUUUUCAGGAACACGCAGGAAAACCUGAACCCGGAGGACGAGGUGGACGAGUUCCUGGGCAGGGCCAUCGACGCGCGCAGCAUCGACCGCCUGCGCUCCGAACACGUCAAAAAGUUCCUGCUCACCUUCAGAGAACCCGACCUGGAAAAAAAGUACUCCAGACAGGUGGACACCAGGUUCGGUGCGUACGUGGCCUGCGCCACCCUCGUCUUUUUCUUCAUCUGCUUCAUCCAGAUCGUCAUUGUGCCGACCUCCAGUCUGAUGAUCGGCUUCUUCAUCACGUGCUUCAUCAUCCUGACGGGCGUCAUGUUCAUCUCAGCUGUGUACUGCUGCUUUGGAAUCUUCCCCGCUCCCCUGCAGACUCUUUCCAAACGUAUCGUCCAGUCCCGACUCAACAGCACCUUAGUGGGUGUCUUCACCAUCAUCAUCGUCUUCCUGUCUGCUUUCAUUAACAUUUUCACCUGCAGCAGUCACGACCUGCGCAGCUGCAUCGAGUCGGAGCUCAACAUCAGCCGGGACCUGGUGGACGCCUGCCACGCUGUCCUCCUCAACUACAACCUGGACACACAGCACGGCUCCUGCGGAGACGACGCUCUCAUCUGCAGCUUCCCUGAGUACUUCACCUGCUGUGUGCUGCUCAGCCUGCUGGCCUGCUCCGUCUUCCUGCAGGUCAGCAGCAUCGGGAAACUCUUCCUCAUGCUCUUCAUCGAGCUGCUCUACCUGCUCAUCAUGGAGGUGCCUAAAGUGAGCCUCUUUGACAACCAGGACCUGCUGGUUAUGGCAAACGCCCUGAAUUACACCAAACCAGAUAACGGCACAAGGUGUUUGGUGGACAACAAGGUUCCUCUGAAGAUCAUGACCCCCGUGGUGAUCACCGUCUUCGUCCUCGCCCUUUACCUUCACGCCCAGCAGGUGGAGUCGACGGCCAGGCUGGACUUCCUCUGGAAGCUGCAGGCCACAGAGGAGAAGGAGGAGAUGGAGGAGCUGCAGGCCUACAACCGCCGCCUGCUCCACAACAUCCUGCCCAAAGACGUGGCCGCUCACUUCCUGCAGCGCGAGCGGCGCAACGACGAGCUCUACUACCAGUCCUGCGAGUGCGUCGCCGUCAUGUUCGCCUCCAUCAGCAACUUCUCCGAGUUCUACGUGGAGCUGGAGGCCAACAACGAAGGGGUGGAGUGUCUGCGGCUGCUCAAUGAGAUCAUCGCCGACUUUGAUGAGAUCAUCAGCGAGGAUCAGUUCCGUCAGCUGGAGAAGAUCAAGACCAUCGGCUCCACGUACAUGGCGGCUUCAGGUCUCAACGAUUCCACGUACGACAAGGCCGGGCGCUCGCACAUCCGCGCCAUGGCCGACUACGCCAUGCGGAUGAUGGACCAGAUGAAAUACAUCAACGAACACUCCUUCAACAACUUCAAAAUGAAAAUAGGUCUAAACAUUGGCCCAGUGGUUGCUGGGGUGAUAGGGGCCAAGAAGCCCCAGUACGACAUUUGGGGGAACACAGUAAACGUAGCGAGCCGCAUGGACAGCACCGGGGUCCCGGAGAGGAUCCAGGUGACGGCGGAUCUGUACCAGCUGCUGAACUCCUACAACUACACACUGGAAUACCGAGGCGUCGUCACCGUCAAAGGCAAAGGAGAGAUGAUGACCUACUUUCUCAUGGCUGGACCCCCCGGCAGUUAACCUUCACUAAGUGACAAUCAGACACAUGGGAGGUUGUGCACCUUCUCUCGUAACGAGCUGGCAUACAGACGUCUGUCUGUAUGCCAGGGCAGAUUGAGGGUUAGGGCAGAUUGAGGGUUUUUCCCUCACAGCAGCGGACGCUCCUUGAACCGGUUGGCACGUCGAAUGGACGGAAGGAUUCGUCCUUUUUUUUUUUCUUUUUUAGGAGGAGCUCAUGGACGGCCGAGGGGACGUCUGCUCAAGUGAAAUUUUGACCAAAGAUGUCCAAUCGGAGCGCAAAGAGAUUCGUCCAGCUCGGCCCUGACAGAAAAUAAGAAGAAAAGGAUCCUGGAAGAAACUUGCCCAGUCGGGUUCUCCGAUGGGGUUCUUGGACAAAACCUGCAGGGCGACCCGAGCUACAUCGCCUCCUCUCCUGCUCUCUGCCUUCUUUUUUUUCCCCUGCUGAUUCUGAACACUAUGUACAUGUAAAACCCAAAAGGUUUUAUGUGUAUGUGGAUGACUUUAUGUACUGUUUGUAUGAUAUUUUGUUCCCUUACCAGAGAUCUGCAUCUGUGGCACAGAUGCAGAUCUCUCAAGUACGGACACAAAGCCAGCAGCACUGCAGUCCUCGCUUGUUAGUGCGUCCAUCUCUCUGUCAAUCAGCACCAGACGACCUGCGUGCUUCACAAAAGUAUUCACACCCCUUGAACUUCCUCACGUUUUGUCACUUUGGAAAAGACAAAAGUUUAUUUCUAAGAGGAUUUAUGUAAUAAACCAAUACAGAGACGGGGAUAUAUGUGAAAUUGAAGUAAAAGGAUAGAUUUAAGGAAAACGUUUUUGCAAAUAUCUGAAGAGUGUGGAGUGCCCACGUCAAUAUUUUGUACAACCGUCAGCUACAAAGACUUUUGAUGAAUUUCUCGACCAACGUAUAAACUCUAAAAUGUUUGACCUUUUUCUUUUUUCCAAAAUGACCCAAGCUCAUUUAGAUUUGAAUUAAGUUUUUCUGUAAUUGUUUUUAUCAUCAGAUUCUUUAUUCGUUUUAGCAUUAGCUUUGGGAUGCUACAUUUGUUGGAAGUAAACUUCAAGCCUUUUGAUGCUUCUAAAAGGCUUUCCUUCUUUCAACCCCAUUUCUGCUGGAGAAAAAACAUCCCCACAGUAUGACGCUGCCACCGCCGUGUUUCUUGAUGGGUGAGUGUGCCCAACGUAAUAUGCUUGAUAGCUUAACUGCUACACAUGGUGUUUUGCAUGUCGUUUAAUAUGUGACAACAGCAUCUUCUUCCACGUUUGUCCCUCAUGGGCCUCCAUACCGCUUGUUCUCUUGCCACUCUUUAUUCACCAGCAGAGGAACCUCUGGAGGCAAUUGAGCAUUUUUUUUCUCUUUUAGAAUAGAAACAAUUUAGCAAUUUCUAUUUGCGCUCCCAGUAAAUUCCCAUUGACGUCUGAUGUUGUAAAGUGACAAAACGUGAAAAGCCAGACGGGUAUGAAUACUUUUUAUUUUUGGUACUGUAUGAGUUUCUGCACACUGUCUCAUACUCCUAUAGUAUAUAGAUUAUGUUUAAUUGAAAAGUCCAACAGUGUUUAUAUGAAGCUUCCCGUUAGCCUCAAUCAUAGAAUACAUAGGCAACCCUGCAACAUGAGGAUGUGAGUAAAAAAAAAAGAAAAAAGCUUUUCUACUCCUAAAGAAGUUUUGUAUUUUGACUUCAAAACUCCAACCCUACAAGAUAUUUUAAGAUUAUAUAUUUUCUACAUUCAUAUAAUACAGAGGUAUGUAUAAACUACAGCGCGUCUCCACAUGUGCACACAGCAGAAACCCUCACUGGUGUUGCCCGAUUCCCUCUCCCCUCCUGCUCUUUUGAACAAAUCGAGCAUACUUUUUUUUUUUUUUUAAAUCUGCAGGAAGUCGACUGCUGCUCCCCUUUAAUGUGUCUCAAUGUCACAGCAGAGAGGAAAACGCGGUCGGAACGACUCGCUAGAUGGACCGAAAGGCAUCAGCCGCGGUGCUCAGACGCCAUUUUGCACUCCGGUGCUUUCAGCCGUCCACCCCUCCGCCUCGCUCACCGCUCCACCUGCAGGCCCUAAUUGUUUGCUCGGUUAGGUGGUACGACACAAUGAAUGUCCAAUGUUCUCCAAUGAGGCCUUUAGUGUGGACUCUAGAGCGACUACCAUGAUGAUGCUCAGCCUGUUGACAGAGACGGAUUGAGCAUGUGUGGGAAAAUGUGCACUUUCUAAAUCUGCUGUUUAUGUUUUUCUCUCAUCGAAGCAUCAAAGUUUUUCUUUCAGUAUUGCAUCAUUGCUUUCUCUCACAUACAUAACUUUCACCCGUUGCUUGGAUGAGUCGGACUAUAGUAAUGUAAAAUUCUUCCGGACGAUGUCAAACUUUCACUUGAGAAUAUGAAAAUGGUACUUGGAUAUGAAAAUCUUCAUCCUUUGAUGCUUUUCUUGUCAGUAGAGGUCAUGAAUGCCCCAAAUUUGCUAAUAUUUGUGAAUAAAUACAACAAAAGGGGGGAAAUUGAAUAAAAAGAAGAAAAAAAAUCUGUCAUUUGUUAGCCGGAAUCUAUUGUCAACAAACCGACCCAGAGCUGCAGCAGGGCCCGCUUCGGCCAGACUAGAUCUUUUCCCACACAAAAGCUGCGAUACCAAACUUUUAUUACUAGUUCAGGAAUCAACAUGUUCUGUUCUCAGUGCAUGUAAGCUAAUGGUGAAAACUACACAGUUCAUUUAAUCACGCAAAUAAUGACCAGCUUCUGAAUUCUCCCCAUUGGACUUUCUGUCAACUUCAGCCUACUGGGCCAACUAAUCUGGAUUCAUAGUAAACAAAGACGCCAUGACAGUAAAAUAUUAACAAUGGAUAAUAACAAAUCCGCAGCAUUUCCUGUACAGUUCCCAUUUUAAAAUUAAACAGGCUUGACAGUUUUUCACUUUAAACAUUAACAGCUUGUACAAACAUGCAUAAAUUGUACACUGGCAAUGUUUGAAAAAAAUAAUUAAGUUUUAUCUUUUUAAGAGCCCUUCAGAAAGUUCUCAGUGUAACUAUAGUAACCAUAGAGAACUAUAGUUAAUGCCAAGUGGAAUCCAGAGAGAAAAUUUCAGACUUGCAUUCCUCAUGUUUCACAUCUGGAAUAAAUAUAUUCACACAUAGGCAAUAUGAACAUACCAAGGCUUUUAAGAGUUAAAAAUUGCAAAAAGUUUUCUGUCAUAGCCUUCUUUAGUUGAAUAUUCCUAGAACAUUCAACAAAAACCUCCCCUUAGUGUGGAAAUUAAAGAAGCAAUACCCUUUAUACUGUUGAGGUAAAACAGACUGAACCAGUUAAAAUAUGUUUAUUAUGGUCAAUUUUCUGUACAAUAAAAACUUAAAACUACUAAAGAAUUCAGAAGUAGCCAUAUCAGGGGUUUUAUUUGUGUGUGAAUGUAUCAAAUUGUAGACAUUAACUGUAAUUACACGCUAAAUCAUUUUUGCAUUACCCGGGACUAGUCAAUUUUACAUUACAUAGUUAUAAUUUUUAUUAAAAUGUUUUUUUCAAAAAAGGAAAGUUGGAAACUUUUUCAACUAAGGUUAUCAUAGAUUGAUAACGAUUGAAGGUUAUCAUAGAUCCUAACGGUGUGAUCCCAGCCUAAAUGCACGUAACUGAUUUGGUUACUGGCAAUAAGAAAAAAAGUUUGCUUUAUUCUACUUCACUGGUAGGAUAUAAUAAGUAAAUCAAUAUUUUAAGCCUCUGGAAAAUAAAACUGCAAUAUCCUACCCAGGUGAGUGUUGUCUCGGUAACCUGUUGUACUGCUGCUGCAACGCAACUACAUUUUUAAAUGCCGUUUUAUUUGACUCGCUGAAUGUUGUGCCAAUUUAAACCCAUGUUUUUGUUUUUUCCAUUUCUAGUUUGUUUGAGCUUAAAUGCGUUCCAGCUACUGAUUUCUCACACAAUGACACUGACAUGAACCAUCUGUGACAAAAGCAGCUCCAGAGAGAAGACGAUGGGUUGUUUUUAUUGUCUUGUUUCGACACCAUUUCUUUUUUUUUUUUACAGUAAAAUAAACUGCAGAGAUGUUACACAUCGGUCUUUUCCUUCCGUAUGUUUUGUUUGUUACUGAUAAACUCAGUCUUGUGUGUAAAAACUGGUGUGUUGGCAGAAUGUAUUUAUGUUUUCAUUGAAAAAUCUGUUAUGGAAAGUACCUAACUUCUACCAACAGAUGGCAGCAGAGCUCCAUCAUUUCUGUUUAUGAAGGAGCGACAUUAAUGAUUAAAGCUUGGAAAACAAGACAGACGAGCUAAUUAGUACUGUUGGUUCAUCCAUAACUGGAUUAAUAUCUAUAUCUACAUUAUAGUCAAAUCACUAAUUGCUUAAUUAAGUUUGGUACUUGGUCAACAUUAAUAAGCUGAUCAUGAAAUCCUCUUGUGUUCAGUAGAAAAUAGGUUUUUGUAUUUUAUCAGGAAGCACAGCAGGGUUUAUUUGGUGUUGAAGCAGACAUAGUGACCUUGACCUUUUUUGGACAGGAAAAUUUGCCCUAAUUGGGUGAAAUUUGCCACAAAAUGAUCACUCAUCACAUGAGGAUACAGCUCAUGUUAUCCAAGUUAGCAGCGCAUCUAAAAAUCCAGAAAAAGCGCAAGUGUUUUUCAAAAAACUCAUAUGUAAUGUUACGUAUGAGUCUGCUCGAAAAAAACAAACAGCAAUUACAAUUUCUUAUGUGUCAUGUGGAGUCUCUAAAUCUCGUGGUAAUCUGUAGCUUGUUGUUGCCCGUUAGGAAAUGUGAUUUGAAAGCAGCUAAAUAGCUGCAAAACAAGUACUGGCAGAGCAGAAACUUAAGAUAUGAACUCAGACUUCAUGUUGACUCUAAAGUAAGAUACUCAAAAAACUUUGAGAAAAAUAAACACACAUUUUCCAGUUUUUCUAUAGCCUUGUUAAUUCUUAGGUAAAAAAUUAUCUGCAUCCAUCCAUCACUAACAGUUAAGCUAAAAUAAAUCCUUAUACCUGCUUUCCAUCUAAAUGGAAACUAGAUUCCAUCUAGUUGUCAUGGAGACUGUGCCCAGGCUGGUGGACAGACAUUACUGCUGCCCACAAUGUUACACCAAUUUCUUACAUUUGUGGUUUCCAAAUUUCUCAAUCAAUUACGCAGCGGUAUGAGGGCAGCACAAACAGAAUCGUUAGGGUAUAGUCGUUAUAAACCAUGAGUAAUUUAACCUUUUAUUAGCAUAUAUAUUUUUUAGCAUUAUCGUUGUCUUUUGUUCAGUUUGAUUUCUGAAACGUGACUUGUUAAUUUAUAGGUUUGCUGUUUGGGAACAACAGAUGUAAAAGGUGCUGCUGUCUCUUUCUAAAGCCAUUUGCUCUCUCUACAUCUGAAGGUAGACAGUCCAAUAUCGCUCCAAAUGCAGAAAAGUGUAAUUUUGUUUCAUGUUUACAUUAAUUAAUUAAAUGACAAAUUUAACGUAUAAUUUUCAGUCAAGGGUUUAUUUUGAAUUUUUUUGCCCCUCUUUUCCUGGUGAUGACGUCUUCAAGCGCUCUUUCAAUUUCCAUCCACAAACAAAUCUGGUCGACAAUUCCCCGAAUCUCAAUUUCUUGACAAAACCGCCCACGCAACAUAUUUACUGUAACUGCAAAGAUGCAGGAUGUCGAGUCCGUGACGCAAGACUCCGCUCGGCUCCCAGAAACCCCGAGCCGUGCAGUGCGAGAGCCGGCAUGAGGUCAUGUAGGUGUGGUCGUUGCUGGAAAAGCGGAGUAAAAGUCAGACUGCAUUAAUAGGUCGCAUGAGAACAACUUGUUAACUUCUGAUGCCAGAUGUGCGAAGAGCUGCAAGACUUAAAACUGUUUGUUUUCCUUUCCAGCUUCGUCUGCGCACAUCUUUGGUCACGAUAAGAAUGUGAAACUUCAGAGAGCAAAGGAAAAAAAGCUGCCCAAAUAAAUGUUAAACGUUACAUAUAAGCUGCGUGAAAGCAGCACAAAAGUCGUAAGUACCAGAAAAAGAUGUCUGAGCUAAAGAACUCAGUAGGAGGUAAAGAAAACAGUGAUGCAUCCUUGCUGUUGGCAACACGGAUGUGUUUAUUCACACAGUCAUUGUGACACUGGCAAACGCUGGAGGCUGUGUAGGCGAGGAAGGAUGCGGCUGCUAACCGUCUGAGCCGACAGGAGCUUUAUGUUGUCACAAGUACACAUUUAUACACGUCUGGAUGAAAACGCAACAAUUAAAAAAAAACAAAACACGAAUUUCAGAAAUGAUUACAUCUUGCACCAAAAUCAGUCAUUGAAUAAAUAAUGAGCUCUUGCAAAAGACAACAAAAAAGAUAUGAGUGUUUUACCCCUGAUUAGUGAAUAAUUUAAAGUUUGAGUGACUCAAACAGGAAGGCAGCGUUGCAUAGUUUCACCUCGACACCAAAAAUGGACAUUUCUACUGUGGAUACGGUUGAAGAAAUACCAGUGCUGGGUUUAAAAGAAAGCAUAGGUGUAAGUAGGCAGAACAUGAACGAAAGGUAAAAAAAA